Molecule: messenger RNA, 1341 nt
Organism: Drosophila navojoa
Lineage: Eukaryota; Metazoa; Arthropoda; Insecta; Diptera; Drosophilidae
Source: RefSeq, a predicted model, not a curated record
ACAGCAUUAGAUUCCCGUUUUAUUUCGACACUUCAAAUGCCAGUCAGUUCCCAUGGCGAUGGAGCUUAGCCAAUUAGUUCUAAUCGCUUGCGCAAGAGACCACUAAAAACCAUAAUUGAAGUUUGUUGCCUAAGUCAUUUGUUUCAAGCCAAAAAAGUAAAAACUGCCCGAGGACCUCCGGCCGGUCGUUCGGCAUGUGUCUAUGGAAACUGGCGCAAUUGUUGUUCAAACAUAAACAAAUGCUGUGAGCCGGCAGUUGAGCCAGCUAACGGGAAUGCAGGUCGCUGCCGCCGCCGCUACAGCUAGUGUCUGGGCGUUAGUUGUGCGUGCAAACCGGUUGCCCCAAACGCAGAGCAGUCGUAGCUGAACAUUCUUUGAGUAGACAGACAAUUUUUGGUCAUCAGGGCAUUGUUAACGAAUACGUGUUACGGCGCGGCAUCGUCAUGAAGAGAUGCUAUUGUGGCUACAGUGGUGGAAGCAGCAUCUUAAAGCCGACGCGCCACGUCGACAAACUGCAGCAGCGCCAGCCACUGCGCAGCGAUCGCUUAUCGGUGACGUCAUCGUCCAGGCAGAGCGCAUAUCCCACGCAGUUCGUAAAGCGGCCCAGCCUGAAGAGAACCGUGGAACCGCUGGGCUUGGGUCAUUCCAAGAGCGAGCUCGCGCGUAACUUCAGCAGACGGAAUUCGGCAGCAACCACGCUGAGUCAUUGCUCCAGCUGGUGCAGCAGUUGCGGCUGUGCUCCACAGCAAAAGCAGCGCGAGAAUCGCGUCAAGGUGCUGAGCUGGGACACCGGAGAUCACCAAGGCAACACCAGCAGCGGUCACAACAACACCAAUAAUACCCACUGUGAGCACACCUACAAUCGACGUCUCUAUGAGCAACGCGCCUGCGCCGUUAGCCGCGUGGCAACCGAAGGUCAGGGUCAGGUUCAUAGUAGUAUGUCUGCGACUCCCUCGCCAACGCCCAACUGCACAACGAGCGAAAAUACUGAACUGCAGCGCCUGCUACAACUACAGCAGUUCCGGCUACUCAAUGCCAGCGAGUGCUUCAGUGACCAGCGGCAGGAUGAGUUGCGUCUACAGCAGGCCUAUGACAAACUGGGCGUGGCCCACAAUGCCAAGCGGGAGAAGAACAAAGCAAAUGAGUGCAGGCAACAGAACAUGAUGGCAACAACAACAACUGCAACGUGUACCACGCCCUAUGCGCUGCGUCAAAAGCUGCUGCAGCUGCGCCUACGCGAGGAGCAGGCCACCGGCCGAGGCUCGGGAGCAAUGUGCGCGCCCUUGGAGAAAAGCUGCGCCCUCAAAUAUAAUCGCGUAGAUUAAAAUAGUAUUACAUAGU